Messenger RNA from Pecten maximus, 2689 nucleotides. Its product is annotated as gephyrin-like. Gene Ontology annotation, cellular component: postsynaptic specialization; cytosol; cytoplasm. The record is from RefSeq and is a predicted model, not a curated record. Gene Ontology annotation, molecular function: molybdopterin molybdotransferase activity. Lineage: Eukaryota; Metazoa; Mollusca; Bivalvia; Pectinida; Pectinidae. Gene Ontology annotation, biological process: gamma-aminobutyric acid receptor clustering; glycine receptor clustering; molybdenum incorporation into molybdenum-molybdopterin complex.
GAUUGAAGGUCUCCAAGAUGGCGGAUAAGUUAGACAGACGAAUCAAAGUUGGAGUUCUCACAGUUAGUGACUCAUGCUACAAAGGAUAUGCAGAUGAUAAAAGUGGAUCAAAUCUGUGUCAUCUGAUAGACCAAGACAAAUUAAUCUGUGGAAAUGUUACUGUUAAAGACAUUGUACCUGAUGAAAUUGACAAAAUUAAGAAAACAUUGAAGGAGUGGUGUGAUGUGAAAAAGCUGGAUCUUGUACUAACCACAGGUGGCACAGGAUUUGCUCCAAGAGAUGUAACUCCAGAGGCUACUAAAUCAAUAUUGGAGAAGGAAGCUCCUGGAAUGACUAUUGCCAUGCUAAAAAAAUCGUUGGAGGUCACCGACCUUGCCAUGUUAUCAAGGUUGACCUGUGGCACAAGGGGAAACACUUUGGUUAUCAACCUUCCAGGGAGCACAAAAGGCUCAGAGGAAUGUUUCCGAUUUGCCUUACCUGGGAUCCCACAUGCUGUUGACCUCCUCAGGGGCAGUGAUAAGUCUGUGAAAGACACUCAUGCCAAGUUGCAGGCAGAAGGAGUUGUUGAGCCAUCCAAGGAACAUGUUCACCCCAAAGGUCACGACGAGGGGGAUAGUGACAAUCACCAUAGAGAAAAAUAUCACCAUGGUGGUCAUCACCGCGGAAGUCAUCACCAUGGAGAAGGUCAUCACCAUGGAGAAGGUCAUCACAAAGGAGAAGGUCAUCACCAUGGAGAAGGUCAUCACCAUGGAGAAGGUCAUCACAAAGGAGAAGGUCAUCACCACGGAGAAGGUCAUCACAAAGGAGAAGGUCAUCACCACGGAGAAGGUCAUCACCAUGGAGGUCAUCACCACGGAGAAGGACAUCACCAUGGAGGUCAUCACCAUGGAGAAGGGGGUCAUCACCAGGGUAACAAAGAAAACCAUGGCCAUCACCAACAUAGCCACACCCAUAGUCAUCACCAUAGUCAUGGUCAUCAUGACAGCAGCAAAGUGGAUAUAAAGGUGGCGUAUCGUCCCCGGGAGUCCCCCUACCCCCUCGUCAGUGUGAAGGAAGCCGUCCAAACCGUGCUGGAUAACACACCCCAGCUUGCCACGGAGACUGUUCACUUCAGAGCGUGCAUGGGACGGUUCCUGGCGGAAGACGUUUAUGCCAAAGAUCCCUUGCCUCCAUUCCCUGCUUCUAUUAAGGAUGGAUAUGCAGUUAUUGCAUCUGAUGGGGAAGGAAAGAGACUAGUUUCUGGGGAUUCCACCGCCGGAGAUGUGCCGGAUGGCACUGUCACGUCAGGCUACUGUGUGCGAAUCAACACAGGUGCUCCCCUACCCCUGGGGGCAGACGCUGUCGUACAGGUUGAGGAUACGCUGUUAGAACGUCAUGCAGACGAUGGACGCACAGAACUGGAAAUUAAGAUAAUGAAACUUCCUAAAGUUGGUCAAGACAUCAGACCCGUUGGUUCGGAUAUUGCUGAGGGAGAAAAGGUGUUAUGUAAAGGUCAGAGGUUAAGUCCAUCAGAAUUAGGAUUGUUAGCAACUGUAGGUGUAACCCACGUGGAAUGUUUCAAACAACCAGUCGUCGGGGUCAUGUCAACUGGAAAUGAGCUGUUGGAACCGGACGAGGCGUUAAAGGAAGGGAAGAUCCGUGACAGCAAUAGGACCACCCUGAUAGCACAACUACAAGAGCACAACUUCCCCGUCCUCGACCUUGGUGUGGCCAAAGACAGCCCCGAUAGCCUUUUGAAGUUGAUCAAAUCAUCUCUGGAGAAGGUCGAUGUCAUCGUGACCUCGGGUGGCGUGUCUAUGGGAGAGAAGGACCUCUUACGACACGUAUUACAGACAGAUCUAAAAGCAAAAAUACAUUUUGGACGAGUGUUUAUGAAACCAGGAAAGCCAACAACAUUUGCAACUGUAGACGAUGAAAAGGGAAGGCACCUGUUUUUUGGACUCCCAGGGAACCCUGUAUCCGCCAUUGUGACGUGUAACCUGUACGUCAUCCCAGCACUUAACAAAAUGCUUGGUAAUGCGAGUCCCGGGAGGACAGUGAUAAAAGCAAAGGCAGAAAGGGAUAUUCAUCUGGAUCCACGGCCGGAGUACCACCGUGUUUUGCUGAAAUGGAACCCCGAAGAGGACCUCCCGUAUGCAUGUAGCACGGGGAACCAGAUGAGCAGUAGGCUACUGAGCAUGUCGACAGCCAAUGGUCUACUCAUGCUUCCGCCGCGUACAAAUGGAAAAACUGUUGUUUUGAAGGGGGAAACAGUGGACGCAAUGAUAAUUGGUCGGCUAUGAUGCUGUGAACUCAUCACGUCACUCUUAUCCUUAACGAAAACACGCACGUCUAAUGGCAUGUCAGUAAAGGGAUUCUCGAAUGAUUGAUACUAAUUUAAUGACAAAUCAAACAGGGUGAAGGAUUAAAAUUACAUGCAGAUAUUAAUGAUAAGUUGAUUCACUGCAUCUAUUGUAAAAUUUGAUACACAAAUGAGAUAAUGGGUUUUAUAUUGAUUAUGCAGUUAUGUUAAGGUAUUCAAGUUAUGCAGACUUGUAAAAUAAGAUUAAGGAUUAAUUAUUUCAUUUACGCAGAGACCACACCGUUAUAAUUGGUCAUGGAUUAAUCAUCAUUAGCUGGGAAAUGUUGGAACAUUUCAUCAAAUGUUCAUUCAGCGAAAUUUUUCAAAAUUAAAUUUCCAAUGAGUAGA